This is a messenger RNA of Penicillium riverlandense, 204 nucleotides long. RefSeq lists its product as uncharacterized. The transcript has 2 exons. Bases 1 to 204 code for a protein of 67 amino acids. NCBI's taxonomy places the organism in Eukaryota, Fungi, Ascomycota, Eurotiomycetes, Eurotiales, Aspergillaceae. The record is from RefSeq and is a predicted model, not a curated record.
AUGGGGGCAUUUGGGGGUUAUCGGCUUCGAAGUGUCAGCUUCGACUUCAGCUUCGAGAAGCAACUCAUCCUCAAGCAAAGUCUCGGGAAGGUUGUCAUCAAACUUAAGCUGCUCAAGCUUCAGCUGGCGCGAUUAUUCGAGAUGAUAAAGCAACUAAUCCAUGGGAUGGAAACAACCGCGGUGGAGAAUGUGGAGGGGCGAUGA